UAAGAGACAGCUUCAGGCCCUCCUCAUUCGAAGUGGGGCACAACACACUCUUCUCGCACACUAGGUGCUGUAGAUCGAUCAGUAACUCACGCACCAGAGCUCCAAUAUGGCGACAAUGCAAAAAGUCUUCGCCGCCUACCAGUCUCGCCUCUCGACCCUCCAGUCAACUUAUCCUAGUAACAGAUACGCCGCCGGUAUCGCGUGCAUUGACAACACACUCGUCCCUCUCGCCGAUGCCCGCAUUCCCAUCACAGACCAAGGCUUCCUCAAGAGCGAUCUUACAUACGAUGUCCCUGCGAUCUGGGACGGGCGAUUCUUCCGCCUCGACGACCACCUGGACCGAUUUGAACGCUCAUGCAGCAAGAUGCGGUACAAGAGCCCCCUCUCACGUGAGGAACUGAAGGCGAAAUUGAUCGAGAUGGCUGCGCUGAGUGGAAUGCGCGAUGUGUAUGUGCAUAUCAUCGUGACGCGGGGUAUGCUCCCCGCAAUGCUAGUGUCUGAGGCCGAGCAGGUGAACAAUUUGUAUAUCAUCAUGAAGCCGUACUAUUGGGUCAUGGCGCCGGAGAUGCAGAUUGCCGGCACGGGAGCAGCGGUGAUCACUAAGACAGUAAGCAGGACUCCGGAGCAUAGUGUGGAUCCAACGGUCAAGAAUCACCAGUGGGGAGAUUUUACACGGGGUGUGCUCGAGGCACGGGAUCGGGGUGCGAAAUAUCCGUUUUUGACAGAUGGCCAGGGGGCAUUGACAGAGGGGCCGGGAUACAACAUUGUGCUUGUGAACAGAGGUGUGUUGUAUACACCUGCAAGUGGGGUGUUGGAGGGUGUGACGAGGUUGAGUGUGAUGGACGUUGCGAGGGAGAAAGGGGUGGAGGCUAGGGUUGAGAGGGUGCCGGUCAAGAUGGCGUACAGUGCGGAGGAGAUAUUUAUGUGCACAACGGCGGGCGGUAUUAUGCCUAUCACAGAGCUUGAUGGAAAGCCCGUUGGCGAUGGGCUGAUCGGUCCUGUCACGAAGACUAUUUGGGAUGCGUACUGGGAGAUGCACUACAAUCCUAACUAUAGCUUCGAGAUAUCGUAUGAGUUUUCGAAAUGAGAUGGUCUUAACGGAGUACACUAGACGAAUGCCGGGGUCAAAAAUGUAGCCAUAGAGGUCAAUAGACGGUGUGCAAAUUUUCAACUUGCUUAUCUACGUCUGUCUCAUGGGAACGUUUGGGUUCCAAAUUCAUGUCAGAACCCAGCGCCUAUGAUAAUCUCCACAAUAUCCAUAUGAACAUGUUCUCUAGAUCAUAAGACGUUCAACCUUGUCCUUCAAGGCUCGGAUCUGUCCCAUGAGAG
Molecule: messenger RNA, 1329 nt
Organism: Pseudovirgaria hyperparasitica
Lineage: Eukaryota; Fungi; Ascomycota; Dothideomycetes; Acrospermales; Acrospermaceae
Product: D-aminoacid aminotransferase-like PLP-dependent enzyme
Exons: 1
Coding region: 107-1087 (326 amino acids)
Biological process (GO): carboxylic acid metabolic process
Molecular function (GO): catalytic activity
Source: RefSeq, a predicted model, not a curated record